UCAUCUGGAGGCUCCUCCCUCUCUCAUCACUCCCGCUGGGCGGAGCUUCGUCCAUGUGCAACUCCGCCAGUCGCUCCGCCCCUAAACACCUGCAGGCUUGAACAGGUGGACUGAGCAGUGCUGGAGCAUCCACGCCCACGUGUACGAUAGGAGGAGGGGUUAAGUUAUGGUAUAUAUGAAGAAACUUGUGAAGAUAAGCUACAGAAGACCCGUUUUCAGAACUUGUGUGGAAUCAUUUUGGAGCUGCAGAAUAUUUCAAUAGAUUUCAGAAGAGGAGAGCAAGAUUCUGGACAGUUGAAGAUUCCAGGUGGUCAGCCGCACCAAUGGGCCACCGCUUCUCCAGGCGCAGGCAGUCUGAUCUGGACACUUUGCCUCAAGGCCGAUUUUCCUUCAGCGAAGAGGCGCCUCCACGGUACUACCUCGGCCAAGGAGACCAGGACACCGUCAGAAAUGUUCAGCCGAGCAGCAGCAGUAGUGAGGUCAGCAUCGGUAUGGAGACCCCAGGACAGCAGCCGGACCGUCGGGUUACGAGGCAGGAGGGCCGGAGGCCGUCUAUCUACAGCACCAUGGAUGCAGUGCCUAACCUGGAGUUCUACGCCAACGCUACGGCUACAGGCCGGCUGAGACGUAGCAGACCAUCGCUGGAGACGCUACGCAAGGUUUUUGAGGAUGGGGAGUCGAGCAGCAAUAUGGGAGACUCAGGAACAGGAAGCCUAUCAGCAAUUCAUGAGCAGAACGAAGAGAACAGUGCAGGGGGGAAGGUCAAACAACCUGUGCGCUUUGGCUGGAUCACAGGAGUUAUGGUUCGCUGUAUGCUGAAUAUCUGGGGAGUGAUUCUGUUCCUGCGAUUGUCCUGGAUUACAUCUCAGGCAGGAAUCAUUCUCACCUGGGUUAUCAUCUUCAUGUCUGUCCUGGUAACCUCCGUUACUUGUUUAUCAGUAUCGGCCAUUUCCACCAAUGGGAAGGUCUCAUCGGGUGGAGCUUACUUUAUGAUCUCACGAACAUUGGGCCCUGAAAUGGGGGGUCCCAUUGGUGUGGUGUUCUCCUUUGCCAAUGCUCUGGGAUGUGCCCUCAACACUGUGGGAUUUGCGGAAACUGUCCGAGACCUGCUCAUUGAAUAUAAUUCUGUCAUGGUGGAUUCAAUCAACGACGUGCGCAUUAUUGGUACCAUCACGGUCACUUCUCUUCUGCUCAUCUCAUUGGCUGGAAUGGAAUGGGAGUCGAAGACCCAGAUACUCUUCUUUCUUGUGCUCAUGGUCACUUUCGCAAACUAUUUUGUGGGCACUGUUAUUCCGGCCACUCCAGAGGAACAGGCUAUGGGUUUCUUCAACUACCGAGCUGAUAUUUUUGUGGAGAAUCUGUUUCCUGACUGGAGAGGGGCAGAAGGGAAUUUCUUCCAGAUGUUUGCCAUCUUUUUCCCCUCUGCUAUUGGCAUCCUGGCAGGUGCCAACAUCUCAGGAGAUCUGAGGGAUCCAGAGACUGCUAUUCCAAAAGGAACACUUAUGGCCAUCUUUGGAACAACCAUGAGCUAUUUAUUAAUUUCUGUAACUGCAGGAGCGUGUGUGUUAAGAGAUGCCUCUGGGAACCUGAACGACAGUUUGCCGUUGAACUACUCCGGCCCUUGUGACGAUGUAGCGUGCAAGCUAGGUUGGAACUUCACUAAGUGUGAGCAGAGCCAAACUUGCCCUUUUGGAAUGUCCAACAGCUUUCAGGUGCUCAGUUUGGUCUCAGCUUUCGGUCCUCUCAUCACUGCCGGCGUUUUUGCAGCCAGUUUGUCUUCAGCCCUUGCUUUCCUAGUCUCUGCACCCAAAGUCUUCCAGUGUCUCUGCAAGGACAACAUAUACCCCUACAUAGGCUUCUUUGGUAAGGGUUAUGGGAAAAACAAUGAGCCCCUGCGUGCCUACAUCCUCUGUUACCUCAUUGCUCUGGCCUUCAUUCUGAUUGCCCAGCUGAACGUGAUCGCUCCUCUGAUCUCUAACUUCUUUCUGUGCUCCUACGCUCUCAUCAACUUCAGCUGCUUCCACGCCUCCAUCACCAACUCUCCGGGAUGGAGGCCGUCCUUUAAAUACUACAGUAAAUGGACAGCUCUGUUUGGCUCAGUCAUUUCUGUGGUGCUGAUGUUCCUCCUCACAUGGUGGGCGGCUCUCAUUACAUUCGGAAUUAUCAUCUUUCUUUUCGGCUACGUAACGUACAAAAAACCUGAGGUGAACUGGGGCUCGUCGGUCCAGGCCGGUACCUACAACAUGGCUCUGUCCUAUUCCGUCUCUCUUGCCGGUGUAGAAGACCAUGUUAAGAACUUCAGGCCACAGUGUCUGGUUCUGACCGGUCCUCCUAAUUUGCGUCCGGCUCUGGUGGACUUUGUGGGCUCCUUCACGAAGAACGUCAGUCUGAUGAUCUGUGGAGACAUUCUCAUGGACGAUGACGAGUCCGGCAUUUCCCAACGUAACACAGAUAAACUAGUGAAGUGGCUGAACUGCAGGAAGGUGCGCUCCUUCUACACUCCCUUUAAAGGAGACAACCUGCGAGAGGGAGCUCGGCAUCUCAUGCAGGCCUCUGGUCUGGGAAAAAUGAAGCCCAAUACUCUGGUCCUGGGAUUCAAGACGAACUGGAAAGAGUGCCCCCCAGGCAGUGUGGAGGACUAUGUGAACACAGUGUAUGAUACUUUUGAUGCCAACUACGGAGUGUGUAUUCUCAGGAUGAUGGACGGGCUGGACGUUACAGAGGAGUUACAGUGUGAAGCAAACCUGGCUUUCGAGGCUGAUGAGGCAAUCGAGUCGGACCACAGCGGCAGUUCAGACAGAGAAUCAGAUGUCGAUAUCCCAAACCACACAAUAAACAAUGACAUCCGAACCGUGUUCCAGACCAAACAAGGGAAGAAGACUAUUGAUGUGUACUGGAUCUCAGAUGAUGGAGGUCUGACGCUGUUGGUGCCGUAUCUGCUGACCAGGAGGAAGCGCUGGAGGAAGAGUAAAGUCCGAGUCUUCAUCAUAGGCCAGCAGCAGACCAUGGAGGAAGAGCGCAAAGAGAUGCUGGUUUUACUGCGGAGGUUUCGACUGGACGUCGGUGAUGUUAUAGUGAUGACAGACAGCCAGCGGCCGCCUUUUCCCAAGAACUUGAAGCGCUUCGAGGACUCGGUCGCCGCCUUCAGGCUCAGAGAAGGACAGCAGCAGGGAGACGGGUCAGUUCAGCAGCAGCAGCAGCAGCAGCAAAGGACAGAGGGCCCUUGGAAGAUUUCAGACAAGCAGAUGGAUGCACUCAGACUGAAGUCGGAGAGAAAGGUUAGACUGAAUGAGAUCAUCCGGAGGAAUUCCAAACACGCUGCUCUGGUCUUAAUUUCAUUACCAGUCCCUCAGAGUGACUGUCCCAGUUCGCUCUACAUGGCCUGGCUGGACACCCUGAGCUGUGGACUGCACUGCCCUGUCCUUCUGAUCAGAGGAAACCAGCAGAACGUCCUCACCUUCUACUGCCAGUAACACAAUCAUCCACAAUCAGGAAAUGUUUCUGAUCUAUUCAAACAUUUACCCAGACAUAAAUCUGUCAUAAAAUAUAUAUGCACAUAUCAAAACUGAGAUUUAAAAAUGAUCAUAAACUGGACAUACUAUAGUGACUAUAUUGCCAAAAAAAUGUGCUUAUCCAUCCAAAUCACUGAACUCAGGUGUUCCUGAAUCUAUUCCAUGUCCACAGGUGUUUAAUAAUAAAAGCAGCAGCUCGGCAUGCUGGGACUGCUUCUGCAAAACAUUAGUGAAAGAAUGGGUCUCUCAGGCGCUCAGGGAACUCCAGCACUGUGGUACCGUGAUAGGAUGCAGCAUCUGUGCAACAACAAGUCCAGCUGUGAAAUAUUCCACAGCCAACUGUCAGUGAUAUUAUAACUAUAUAUUUUCACUACACACCUCCAACCUUAUGUAGAUUCAUCUUAGAUCAAGAACAGUAGAGAGUAGAGAGACUUAUGGAAUGGAGAGUAUACACGGCCGAGCAGCUCCAUCCAAACCUCUCAUCACCAAACACAAUAAAGCCAAGCGAAUACUAUUUGCAAUAUAAUGUAUUUGCAGUCACUGUCCAAUGAAAAACAAGUUUAUACAAAUAAUCCAGAACAACCUGAAAUAAACUCUUUUUACAUCGACUUCCAUUGAAAGUUAACAAGGUUUUAUCUCUAUCUUUAUCUAUAUCUUUAUGUUUUACCUGAAAAUGACAACUUAGUAUCUUGAACAAAAUGCCAUCUGAUAACGCAAUUUACUGAAUGAGGAAAAAAAUGCCAAAAAUGUUUUAUCUGAUAGAAUUCAGUUCAGUUAGGCAGGAUGCACCCAACGAUUUUGUACAGAUGUAUCUUCAGUAAAAUCACCAACAUGUUUUAAGGACAUAUGUGUUAUAUUUACUACACUUUGUAAAGUAUUGUAAGUAAAAUAAAUGAAUUAAUUAUUUGCCUAUUAUGAUUUUACAUUCAAAUAAAAUGGGUUGGUUUGCCUGCCA
Molecule: messenger RNA, 4467 nt
Organism: Astyanax mexicanus (Mexican tetra)
Lineage: Eukaryota; Metazoa; Chordata; Actinopteri; Characiformes; Acestrorhamphidae
Gene: slc12a10.1
Product: solute carrier family 12 member 10, tandem duplicate 1
Exons: 28
Coding region: 324-3473 (1049 amino acids)
Biological process (GO): chloride ion homeostasis; sodium ion transmembrane transport; chloride transmembrane transport
Cellular component (GO): membrane
Molecular function (GO): sodium:potassium:chloride symporter activity
Source: RefSeq, a predicted model, not a curated record